GCGGGUCGCGCUGGUCCUCGGCCGGCCGGGCGGCGGCGGCGGCGACGCGACGCGGGGCAGCAUGAGGGAGCCGCUUGUGAUGGGUUGCGCCACCACAGUGGUACCAGUGAGUGGACGAUGGUGAAGCCAGCGCGCCAUGUACAGUGUGGAGGACCUGCUGAUCUCUCACGGGUACAGACCACCCCGAGACCGCCCUGGACCUCAUGGGGCCAAAGCUGAUGGACACACACAAGUGAGAACAAGGCCCAGAGGCAGCCAGGGCCUACAGAAUGGGUGUGAGGAUGGCGCCGCUACCCCAGCUCCAAGCAGGCAGGCCCCGGGGACAGGCCCUGUGAGUGCACCCAAGGGCCACCGCAGUGUGCCACGGCACCACGCAGAGCAGCACAGGACUUCUGCUUCCGGAGCUUCAGAGGCAGGAUUUUAUAAUCAACCUGCCUUAGUAUGGUCCGCUCAGUCCCAGAUCAGUAAUGACCAGGCCUGUUGGAGAAGAGGUCAGAAGACCAGCAGCUUGCUGGGCCCACGGGAUCGGGAUGACCUGGAGGUCAGAGGAAUGGCCCAACCCCACAGUCAGCCCAUGCACGUGAGAGAGGGUCCGUGGGAUGUUGGAGGAAGGACAGAGCAUGUGAUGAAGAAAGCAGUUUGGGAAGACAAGUCAAGGAUGGCAGGUCCUGCCAAGUGGCAGAAUGUAAGCCUCGAAAGCUGGAACCAGCCAAGGAAGUUGGGGAGGCAUAUGUCUGAUGGUGGUGGGGAGAAACUGUUUCAGGAUCUGUAUCCGUUCACUCAAGGAGAACAUGCACUGACUUCUCAGAACAAAAAGAAAUCCCAGUCCUUACCUCGAGUUCUUUCUCCUGAGAGCCUGAGUUAUAUGGAAAUUCCCAUUCCACUAAGUGAUGGACACUUACCAGGCAUUCCCAAAGUGCCCUCAUAUCCUCCCAAUUGUGCGCCUCAUUCAGAAUCAACCAAAAACUCUGAAAAGGCUGGUUCCUCAGCCCCCUUCCCCCGGCCUAAGUUUGGGAGACCCCUCAAGCCUCUGUACAGCUCACACGCACAGCCCAGGGGCAGGGAAUGGGGCAACCUUCAGGAUGGCCAGCAGAUGGACCUGCAGGGUUCCUGCUUGGCCAGAACCAGCAACCCUAGGCAUGAGCCCAGUGUGCCCGACUGUGGCUUGGAGCCCCCAGUUUAUGUGCCUCCACCUUCAUACAGAUCACCCCCCCAGCACAUCCCAAAUCCAUACCUGGAAGACCCGGUGCCCAGACAUGUGAGUGAUGGCCAUGGCCCACAGUACCAGCCCACUGAAAAGCCUGGGGCCAGUAGUCCACUUCCUCCUAGCUUCCCCAGAACUGGGAACGAAUAUGGUGCAAGCCCAGGCUCUCCACCAACUUUCCCUCCACAUCCUCAUCCUGUCACUGCCUAUGAAGGCUCUGUUCAGUACAUUCCCUUUGAUGAUCCACGGAUCCGCCACAUCAAACUAGCUCAGCCUCUGGGUUUCUAUGAAGAAGUGAAGCCUGAUGAUAGUUAUUAUGAUGCUUGUCCUGCGCCUGCCCCGGAGCCAGCUCAGGAGAAAAGGCACCAUGAUGGUGCCACACUGAAUGCUCAGAGCCUGACACCCCCACUGGGGACUGAGAGGGGACCAGCCUUUGUCGACCCUGGCCCACCGUGGCUCUGGGGCCAGCUCCUGAGGGAUGGAGAACAUGCAGGCUUUCCUGACCAAAGAGAACACUGUGUUGCGAGAGGCCAGCAGGCCCCAGGGGAAGGCAGCCAGCAUGGCCAUGCAGGGGGCCACGUUUCCUCCCCAGACGCACAAGGCAGUGAGAGGACCUACGAAACCCAGACCAAGCUUAGAAUGUUUGAAACUGGGAUACAGACCAAGAAAAGUUCAAAGAAAAAAACAAAUGAAACUAUAUUUUGUUUGGUUUCCAUCCCAGUUAAAUCAGAAUCCCAUCUGCCAGAGAUAGAUACGAACAACAAUGACUUGAAACAGAGUGCUGAUAAAAAGCCAGGGACUGAUAAGAGCCUAGCCUUGCAAGAACAAAGUCUACUGAGCAUGUCUUCCACUGACCUGGAGUUGCAAGCACUCACAAGAAGCAUGGCUGGAAAAACAGAGUUCCCAAAGCAAGAUCUGGGGGAACCAGAAGGAGACAAACAAACAGAUGACCUCAGAUUCAUCCACCUUGCAAAACACAGAGAGCUCAAGUUCUCUGGCUCGUGGCCAGGACACCAGUACCGGGACCAGCAAACACAAACCAGCUUCCCUGAAGAAUCUAAAAGUUCACAGCUCCUCCCUGCUUCAACACCGGGCGAGUUGAGUAGCACAGCCCCAACCCCAAAAUGUUUAGACCCCACUGACACUCACAUGCAUGUGCCAUUCCAGCCCAGUGACCAAAAACAGAAGACAUAUGCUCCUAACCUAAAAGGCCAGGUUUCCCUCAGCCCAUCCAGCAACAGUGCUUUUUCAAGGACUUCCCUAUCCACCAGUCAGGCACCUGUGCCAAAAGCUGGCCAGAGUCAGCCCUGCCUGGAUGUCCAUGGACAGGAAGCCAGCCCUGUCCUCAAACCAGAGGUGGUGAAGGGGGAGCCCACAGCAGGCCCCUGCAACAGUAAGCAACUGUUUGGUCAGUUUCUUCUGAAACCAGUUAGCCGGCGCCCCUGGGAUCUGAUCAGUCAGCUAGAGAGCUUUAAUAAGGAGCUUCAGGAAGAGGAAGACAGCCCUGAUGGUAGCAGUGGCAGCAGCAGUGAGGAAAAUGAGAUAGAACGACAGGAAGACUGUGUUGGUUCUAGGCCAAGGAACUGGGGCUUCUGUGAAGACAGCCAGGAAAAGAGAGUCAAGCUGCAGCCAAGGGAAUUGGCGCUGGAAGACCCAGAAUGCUGGUCAGGAAGAGUGGAAAGUGAGCCGGAGAGCUGGAGCGAGGCGCUGAAGGCUGGCCGCCUGCCUGCCCGUCCUCAGUCCCCCGGCUUCUCACAGGUGAAAGUUGGCACAGGUGACCCUUUUGAGUCAGCAGAUGAAAAUUUGGUGACAGAGAAGCGGAAGCAGGGGAUUAUAAAUGGAAUAGAUGAGCUUGAAGUCAGCCCAGGUCCUGUGAGAAGGGUGAUAUCUUCAAGACCGAGUGACAGAAUCCCCGUUGUCCCUUCCUGGCUGGCUGAACCAAGGGAGCCAGCAGCAAGUGAGAAACUCACUGAUGCUUUAAGUUCUGCGCAGCUGAGCAGAGAGGUCCCUCUGGAGGUUGACAGUGCUGAGGAAAGGGAUACAGGGGUCCUGCUAACCCUUACCAACAAAAGCCGAGGCCUCUCUGCACCAGACUUGAGGUCUGUUGGGCUCAUGAUGAGACCUGAACCGAGUGCCAGUGAGUUAGACAGGCCUCUGGGUGAAGGGAGUACAGUAGAAAUCCCCCCAAGCGAGUCACUGCAGGCGAGGGCAGCAAGGAUCCUGGGCAUUGAGGUGGCUAUGGAGUCCCUGCUGCCAGGUACCAGGACAGCAGGACCUAACCAGUCACCUGAGCCUGAUGCAAGUGCCUGCAGCCUGGCUCCUCCCAGGGAAGAGCCCUUACCCAGCUCAGCAACGUCCUUCAGCCCCACAGCGACCACAGAUUCCUUCUAUGGCAGAAGGAAGUGUGGCUGGACCCAGAGCCCCCUCUUUGUCGGGGAAAGGGCUCCCCAGGUUUCUGAGCACUCAGUUAUGGAUGAGGUCCUCACCAGCCAAGACACUAGACCUGAGCCUCAGCUUGGCACCCUGGAGUCCAAGUCUUUGGAGCAAAAGCUUAUGGGGCCAAAACCACCCUUCAGGUCCACAUUGUUCCAUGUUAUAGAAAGGACCCCAAAUGUGUCAGGUUUGGAAAAGAGGCUCAGAAGCCCUUCCAAAGUGAUUGAAAGUUUGCAAGAGAAACUGACAUCCCCCACAAGGAGGGCAGACCCUGGCCGCCUGAUAAGAAUGAAGGAGGUGAGCUCCGUAUCACGGAUGAGGAGCCUGAGCUUCCGAAACACAGAGUCCACAGAGGAGGCUGAGGAGCUGAAGGCCGAGAGGGGCCAGGCCUGGCAGCCCCAGGGCCCCACGCCCCUGAGCCGAGGGGACCAGGUGUGGAGAGUAGGGCACCCGCCUUCCAUCUCCAAGGGCAUCGUCACCUUUGAAGAAAAUGGGCACGUGGUAGUCCAGAGCAAGAAGAGCAAGGGUCAAGACUUCUGGUGCCCAGAGUCCUAUGACCCCAGCAGAGUGGAGAGAGUGUGACGUAAUACCAGUAAGGCCCAGGACCACCUUGGUUUGCUGACUGAGUAUUUUCUGGUGUAGUCUGUCCUGCCAUCAGAAGGCAGAAACUGCUGGGUUUUAGUGUCCCAAUUUCCCUUCCAUCGGCAUCUGUGGAGAUGAAGCAACAGUCCACUGAAACCAUCUGUUUUUAUAGCAUGAAGAUCUAAUGCUUAUAUUCAGAAAAAGUUUUCUCAUAAACCCUACUUCCUGAUGCAUUGGCCAUGCUGGCAAAUAGUUAGGUGUUGCUCUGUAUCUGUGUGGGAACUGAAGUGUGGCAGCCACUGCGAGCAAGCCGAGAGCACCAUGAGCGCCCUCAUCUGGCGCGCUCUGUAGGGCUGCAGCCCGGGCUCUUGCCCAGGGGCGGGGGUGUAGGCCUUUGCCUGGUGUUUUGGCACUUUGAGCUGAGGGAGAAUGUGAGUGAAUACCUAGGACCCAUUUCUAAUCAAUUUGGCCUUCUGCUGCUGGAAGUGACUUGACUUAUAAGUAACUUGCCAUCAGAGAAUAAAAGCAAUAUCUUAAUUCCUAAACGAUGACACUUGUAAUAUACUAGAGUAUUAUUUAUCUGGCAAUGAAAUGCUUUGAUCGUUUGCAAAUAUGCCAUUGUCUGCUUUGCACUCAGUAUUAUCUAUUUUUAUUUUCUGUAUGGAUGUUUAGAAAUUCUUUAUAUGAAAAAUAAUUGCUGGUUUAAAAGAGACCAUUUUAACAAAGUGACUAUAUUUCUUUUUACAAAAUUGCUAUUUUUCUAUGAUGUAAACAGUUGUUAGGUGGCAGAUUUUUAAGGAAGUGUUAUUUUAUUUAAGAGUAUACCCUUGUGUGUGAGAGGAGCUCAGAGAGAGUUCACUUUCACUCAAAGCCCAAGUCCCCGACCUGCUUGCAUCCUGCCACUUUUAUUUUAGGAAAUGUCAGUAUAGGCUUACCACGACAUUAAGAAACUUUGUUUUGCAGGGGAUUUUUUUUUUAAAUAAAUGUAGCUGUAAGAUUAUAUUUGAAAAUAACCCUCUCAAAGACCAGUCCACAUCCCUUGACAGUUUAGCUGCCAUCUCAACUAGAAUUACCAAAAAACCCCACAUCGUUUCAUCUUUUUAUGUCUGUUAGGAUCUUCUCUGUGACUGGCCUUUCUUUCACAAAUCCCCCACCCUGUCUCUUUAAAGAAAUCUGUAUUUUGUAUUUUUAAUCUAGAAUGAUCCUGAAUUAGCCUCAUAUACAUUUAAAAGUGUUUGGCACAUAUAUAGGCGUAGGCCAUUACAGAAGCAUUAUGAGGCCCAUGUAUCCUACUGUGUUUAAUACUGCAUUAACCUGCACAGUUUGUGCAUUUUUAUGCAUUUGUCCCUCCCUUCUAAGUAAGGUGUUUUUGCUAGCUCACAUUCUCUAAAUAAUUUCUGUCUCCUUUCCUUUCUUCCUCCCAUGCCCCUCUCCUUUAAUUUUUUUUUUUUUUUUCUUGAGAUACUGGUAACUUUAUUUCUGAACAUUUCAAAUUCCUAAAAUGUGAACUGUUGGCCACUCUGUCCUUUGGCCCUGAGCUACGCUUUUGUAGCCCAUUCUUAGCUAUACCAGAUGAUUUUAUUUCCUAAAGACCUUAUGUGUUUGGACUUUGACAAACAGAACGGAGUCUAGGUAAUGCUGAUGGAUCUCUUCCAUACACUCCACCUGCUGUCUUGGUUCCCACCCGCUCCACACAGGGAUCUCUUAUAAGAAAAUUCUAACUUCCUCUUCAGUUUUGUUGACAGUGUCUAAAGACCUAUUUUAAACAAAAUAUUAAAUUUGCUCUUGUUCCUCAGAAGAAAGAAGAUCCUCAAAAAAAAAGUUUGCCUUAUAUGUAUCUCAAACAGCUCAAAAUACAGUGCUCUUCUGUUUUGUUUUAUUCUAAAUUGCUGUAUCUUAUCUUUGUGAAUCCAUUCUGAAUUUUGUUAAAAUUACUAAUAUUUAAACUUAAAGCUUUAUUUUUUCUGGAUUCAAUCCUGUAUGUCAAUUUUUAAGGAGAAAAGGUGACUUAAAAAGUUAGUAACUUGAAAAUUUGUCUUGUGAACUUUAAUAUUCUGAGGUAAAUAAUAGUCGUUAAGAAGGAAUAGAUUUCCCAUAGGUUUUGAAUACUCUUUUUUUUUUCAUUAUGUCUGUUUCUCAUACGUGUACAACUGUGGCUGGAAAAAAGGCCUCAUACCUUGUGUUUGUCAUUGUUUUUCUCAUACACAUGAUUUCAUGUUGGUGUUCAAUAAUUUGGAGCUUAUAAAAUUAAAGGUCCUAAUUUUGGCCAUUUAAACCAAA
This is a messenger RNA of Octodon degus (degu), 6499 nucleotides long. It is a transcript of the gene Jcad, whose product is annotated as junctional cadherin 5 associated. Gene Ontology annotation, biological process: positive regulation of blood vessel endothelial cell proliferation involved in sprouting angiogenesis. Gene Ontology annotation, cellular component: ruffle membrane; adherens junction. NCBI's taxonomy places the organism in Eukaryota, Metazoa, Chordata, Mammalia, Rodentia, Octodontidae. Bases 137 to 4219 code for a protein of 1360 amino acids. The transcript has 4 exons. The record is from RefSeq and is a predicted model, not a curated record.